Molecule: messenger RNA, 1746 nt
Organism: Penicillium argentinense
Lineage: Eukaryota; Fungi; Ascomycota; Eurotiomycetes; Eurotiales; Aspergillaceae
Product: tyrosyl-DNA phosphodiesterase 1
Exons: 4
Coding region: 1-1746 (581 amino acids)
Biological process (GO): double-strand break repair; single strand break repair
Cellular component (GO): nucleus
Molecular function (GO): 3'-tyrosyl-DNA phosphodiesterase activity; double-stranded DNA binding; single-stranded DNA binding
Source: RefSeq, a predicted model, not a curated record
AUGGAACGGCCACCUAAAAGGGCACGGGCCUCACCAGAUUCGGCGGAUGAGGAUACCAGGGGCCGGCCGAGCAAGAUCUAUACGCCCUUGAAAUCGCUCGAUACGUCCAUCUCUCCACCACCUCGGACGCGAUCUCAACCGUCCCAAGGGCCAGAUGCGUGCCCUGAACUUGCUAGUUGUCAAUCGGAAACUCCGAAUAACACUAAAACUGGGGAGUCUACGAGAUCACCCCGUCUGGUUCCCUCUCCUAUCCAGCUCACACAUAUCAGAGACUUCCAUGACUCUGAAGGUUGCAAUGUUGAUGCUGUUCGGCUUCGGGAUAUCCUUGGAGACCCAAUGAUUCGCGAGUGUUGGCAGUUCAAUUACCUUUUUGAUGUGGAUUUCCUGAUGCAUCAGUUCGAUGAGGAUGUACGAAACCUAGUCAAGGUCCGAGUCGUCCAUGGCUCUUGGGAAAAGGAGGCUCCUAAUCGAAUUCGAGUCGAUGAGGCGUGCUCUCGUUAUUCCAAUGUUGAGCCUGUGAUAGCUUAUAUGCCGGAAAGAUUUGGAACACAUCAUUCGAAGAUGAUGAUUCUCCUCCGGCAUGAUGAUUUAGCUCAAAUUGUCAUUCAUACCGCGAAUAUGAUUCCGGGGGACUGGGCACAUAUGACCCAGGCGGCAUGGCGCUCUCCGUUACUCCCCCUGAAGAAGCCAGGGGCUCCAGCCACGCCACAGAAAAACUCGAGUAUUGGCAGCGGUGCGCGUUUCAAAAGAGAUAUACUCGCAUAUCUGAAAGCAUACGGGCCGAAGAAAACUGGCCCACUGGUCCAGCAACUAGAAAAUUAUGACUUCGGAACUAUUCGUGCAGCCCUGGUGGCAAGUGUUCCCUCGAAACAGCGGUUCAGCAGUUUGGAUUCAGAGAAAUCCACAAUCUGGGGCUGGCCAGCCCUGAAAGACCUUAUGGGGCGCGUUCCCAUACUUCAGCAAAUAAAGUAUGGGAAAAGCCAGUCUACAAAGCCUCAUAUUGUCACACAGAUCUCCUCCGUGGCCUCCCUUGGCCAGACAGACAAAUGGCUAAAGGACGUUUUCUUCAAAGCCCUUGCCCCAACGAAGGCAACUCCUCGAUACUCUAUUAUUUUCCCAACGACAGAAGAGAUCCGCCGUUCUCUCAAUGGGUACGCCUCCGGGGGUUCAAUCCACAUGAAAACCCAAAGCGCACCCCAGCAAAAACAGCUGCAGUACAUGCGCCCCUAUCUCUGUCAGUGGGCUGGUGGCGACCACUCCAAUUCAAACUUGAUAGAUCUUUCCGAGGACAAGCCCUUCAAGCAAGAGGCUGGACGUGGCCGCGCCGCACCUCAUAUCAAAACUUACAUUCGAUUCUCGGACGCAGAAACCAUGGACACCAUUGACUGGGCAAUGAUCACAUCCGCAAAUUUAUCUACGCAAGCAUGGGGUGCAGCCACUAAUGCGAAUGAUGAAGUUAGGAUCUCGAGCUUUGAGAUUGGAGUUGUUGUGUGGCCUGAUCUUUUUGCCGAUGACACUGUUGCCCAAAGCAGCACCUCUGAGGCGGAAAGGCAAUCCGCCGUGAUGGUACCUUGUUUCAAACAAGAUCUACCCCUCUCUCCUACGAAAAAUCUAGCCGAUACCGUGGUCGGCUUCCGCAUGCCCUACGAUCUGCCUCUGACGCCGUACCGUGCAUCCGACGAACCAUGGUGUGCAACUGCACCGCAUCAUCUCCCCGACUGGCUCGGACAGAGCUGGAUAGUGUGA